UUGCAAUCAGUCGGUCACUCCGAUGCGAUUAGAAGCCCCAUUUCUUGGCGAGGGUUUACAAUUGGGCAGAAGCACUCUAUGUAGCUGACCUGCUCUUGCGUCUAUCCCGUUACGAUUUCCGGCGGAUUCCGGGUUGGAUCUCCGGUCAGGUGACCAUUUGCUGUUGCAUUGUAGUUCAAGUGAGAUGGCAGCUUCACAUAAUGUCGAGAUGGAGGCUGCCAAGUUUCUUCAGAAACUUAUUCAAGAAUCUAAAGAUGAACCUGCAAAAUUGGCUACAAAACUUUAUGUGAUAUUGCAACAUAUGAAAUCUAGUGGCAAGGAACAUUCAAUGCCAUAUCAAGUAAUAUCAAGGGCCAUGGAGACUGUUAUUGAUCAACAUGGCCUUGACAUUGAAGCUUUGAAGCUAUCACGCCUUCCUUUGACCAGUGGUAAUCAAAUGGGUGAUUCAACAUCUGCUCAGUUUGCUGGGUCAUCACAACCAGGCGGGGUUGCAAAAGAUUCAAAAGUGGGCUUGGCCGAAAAUGAGAUGUCUAAAGUUGACCCAUUUACUUCAAACAGGCCACCUGUUGGCCCAAGCAGUGCAGGACAUGAUUAUUAUCAAGGAUCUGUGGCUCAUCGGAAUAGUCAGUCUUUUGAUCAUGAAAGCCCAUGUAGUUUGGAUUCUAGGUCUGCCAACUCAAAAUCACAAGAAAGGCAGCAGAGAGAUGGUAAAAAAGUCACCACAAAGAGGAAGAGGGGAGAUACAUCAUUACAAGUGGAACAGAAUAUUGAUAACAAACUUGAUACUCGAAAUGCUGUUGUCAAUCCAAGGAAGGGGAAGAUGAACAAGGUUGAACCACCUGCGAGUCUUUCAGUUAAAGGGGGUGAGAAUACCAACUUUAAUGUGGUUCCAAGUAGUGGCCAAAUGGAACAUUUUGCAUCUUUGUCUGGUAACAUGAGACCAACGCUUAGAGCCAAGCAAGAGGGCCAGCAUAUGAUAGAAAAGCAGAUGGAGUCGGCAAAUAUAAGCAAUUCAAUGCGGUUUUCUUCUAAUGUUGCUCCUGGUAAUAUGACAGCAGAGAUUCCGACACAGCAGUCAACAGCUCCGUCUCUUGGAACAAGUGCUUUUGGAAAGGUUCAGGGAGGGAUGCCUGUUGCCUCUAGCUCUUAUCCGGCAGUAGACCCAGGAUUCUCAAGUCCAAUGCAAUUCAGUGGUUCUUUGGGGCCUGGAGUAGGAAGUUCUAACAUAUCAGUCGAUGCGAACAAGAGUGGCAGGCAAAACAGUGUUUCUGAAAUGAGUAUGCUUAGGGGUGGGGCUACUAGAGAUACAGGGAAAGCUCCACUUCCCCAUGCUCCCAUGGCCUCUGGCAUGCCUUUCAGAGAACAACAGUUGAAACAGCUUAGAGCCCAGUGCCUUGUCUUUUUAGCAUUCAGAAAUGGUUUGUUGCCAAAGAAGCUGCAUCUUGAAAUUGCACUUGGAAAUUUCUUCCCUAAAGAAGGUGGCAAUACAGAUGGACCUUGCAAGGAGCUGAUUGACCAUAAAGGGAAAGCUCAGUCUUUGAAUGAGCCAAGUAGCAAUCCUGAUGUUAUGAUGCCGUUUGUAAGGCUCAACACAGCAAGGGAAACUGAUAUAAUCCCUCCAGUUGCCUCAUCUACUGGAAGACUCAUGGAGGCUGACUCCUUCCCAAAAGAAGGUGAGAGUCUAAAAGUGUCAGAGGACAAAAAUGGUCCAACUUCUGACAUUUCUGUACUUGCAGAGGAAAAGAAACAUGUUAUAGUUGCGAGAAAACCUGAGGCUGUAACACAUAGUCAGGAAAUAGCAGCUUCACAGGCAUAUCUAAGCAUGGGAUCACAGCACCCAGAUUCUUUCGAUAUGAGGGGGGCAUUUGCUGUUAGUAAUCCUGUGGAAGAUGUUGAGAUUGGCCAUCAGCAAGUUGGAAGAGCUAACCUAGCUGCUUCUACAAUGGGCAUCAAUAAGCAUAUGAACCCAGAGAUAAGUAGCUGGACUGGAAUUGGCAUUCAUAAUGAAGUUUCUAGAGGUCCCUUACUGGCCCCUUCUCCUCAGUAUGAAUCCAUGCCAGAAAGAAAAGAUGGAGUUGACAACGAUCAUCAAACUGCAAUUCAAAUGAAGGAUGCCAAUGUGAUGUCAAAAAAACAAGAUGAGGAAGAUCAGUCAGUAUUUGCUGAUAUGUCACCUUCUCCGAAGUACACCAUGUCAGAAAAAUGGAUUAUGGAUCAGCAGAAAAAGAAACUCCUAGUUGAGCAAAGUUGGGCACUGAAACAGCAAAAGGCAAAGCAAAGAAUUGCCACUUGUUUUCACAAAUUAAAGGAAAACGUGAGCUCAUCUGAAGAUAUAUCUGCAAAAACCAAAAGUGUCAUAGAACUGAAAAAACUGCAACUGCUGGAUCUUCAACGCCGUCUCAGGAGGGAUUUUCUGAAUGAUUUCUUCAAACCAAUUACAACUGAAAUGGAUCGCUUGAAAUCGUGUAAGAAACAUAAACAUGGUAGGAGGAUAAAACAAAUUGAAAAGUUUGAGCAGAAAAUGAAGGAAGAGCGACAAAAGAGAAUUCGUGAGAGGCAAAAGGAGUUCUUCAGUGAGAUUGAAGUUCACAAGGAAAGACUCGAUGAUGUAUUCAAAAUUAGGAGAGAACGUUGGAAAGGUUUUAAUAAGUAUGCGAAGGAGUUCCAUAAAAGAAAGGAACGCAUUCAUCGGGAAAAGAUUGAUAGAAUCCAGCGUGAAAAGAUUAACUUAUUGAAGAUCAAUGAUGUGGAGGGUUAUCUGCGAAUGGUGCAGGAUGCCAAAUCAGAUCGUGUUAAGCAACUUCUCAAGGAGACGGAGAAGUAUCUUCAAAAGCUUGGAUCCAAGCUGCAGGAGGCUAAGUCUGUGGCAGGACGCUUUGAGCAUGAUAUGGAUGAGAUAGGAACUGCAAGUGUUGUUGAGAAGAGUGAAAGUAUUUUUGAAAAUGAAGACGAAAGUGAUCAAGCAAAGCAUUAUAUGGAAAGCAAUGAGAAGUACUAUUUGAUGGCUCAUAGUAUAAAAGAGAACAUUGCCGAGCAGCCAUCUUCCCUUCUGGGAGGAAAACUGAGGGAGUAUCAAAUGAAUGGACUAAGGUGGUUGGUUUCACUUUACAACAACCAUUUGAAUGGAAUUCUUGCUGAUGAAAUGGGCCUCGGUAAAACUGUUCAGGUUAUUUCUCUAAUAUGUUACCUCAUGGAAACCAAAAAUGAUAGAGGGCCUUUUCUUGUGGUGGUUCCUUCUUCAGUUCUACCUGGAUGGGAGUCAGAAAUCAACUUCUGGGCCCCUGGUGUACUCAAAAUCGUCUAUGCUGGGCCUCCUGAGGAGCGGCGUAGACUAUUUAAGGAAAAAAUUUUUCAUCGGAAAUUCAAUGUCCUUUUGACAACAUAUGAGUAUCUGAUGAAUAAGCAUGAUAGACCAAAACUAAGUAAAAUAGAUUGGCAUUAUAUUAUAAUUGAUGAGGGUCACCGCAUAAAGAAUGCUUCUUGUAAAUUGAAUGCUGAAUUGAAGCACUAUCAGAGCUCUCACCGAUUGCUGUUAACUGGAACUCCACUACAGAACAAUCUUGAGGAAUUGUGGGCACUACUUAAUUUCUUGUUGCCUAAUAUUUUUAAUUCUUCGGAGGACUUUUCUCAAUGGUUCAACAAACCGUUUCAGAGUAAUGGUGAUAAUUCGCCUGAUGAAGCCUUACUGUCUGAGGAGGAGAAUCUUUUGAUCAUAAACCGACUUCACCAAGUACUUCGGCCAUUUGUACUUCGGAGGCUGAAACACAAGGUUGAAAAUCAGCUGCCUGAAAAGGUUGAGAGACUUAUAAGAUGUGAGGCCUCUGCAUAUCAGAAGCUUUUGAUGAAGAGAGUCGAAGAAAAUCUUGGUUCUAUUGGAGCUUCAAAGGCUCGAACUGUCCACAACUCUGUUAUGGAGCUCCGCAAUAUAUGCAAUCAUCCAUAUCUCAGUCAGCUUCAUGCAGAGGAGGUUGAUAAUUUAAUACCUCAGCAUUAUCUGCCACCGAUUAUUAGACUGUGUGGGAAGCUUGAGAUGCUUGAUCGGUUACUACCCAAACUUAAAGCAACAGAUCAUCGGGUUCUUUUCUUUUCCACAAUGACUAGGCUGCUUGAUGUCAUGGAGGAAUAUCUUAAUUUGAAACAAUAUCGGUACCUUCGAUUGGAUGGGCAUACAUCUGGGGGUGAUCGCGGUGCCCUUAUAGAUCUGUUCAACCGACAGGAUUCGCCCUUUUUUAUUUUUCUGCUCAGUAUUCGAGCUGGUGGUGUUGGAGUGAAUCUUCAAGCUGCUGAUACUGUGAUUAUAUUCGACACCGACUGGAAUCCACAGGUUGAUCUGCAAGCGCAGGCAAGGGCUCAUAGAAUUGGCCAGAAGAGAGAGGUGCUUGUUCUUCGAUUUGAAACUGUCCAAACCGUUGAAGAACAAGUAAGAGCUGCAGCUGAGCACAAACUGGGAGUUGCGAAUCAAAGCAUUACUGCUGGUUUCUUUGACAAUAAUACAAGUGCUGAAGAUCGGAGAGAGUACUUGGAGUCCCUCCUGCGGGAGUGUAAGAAAGAGGAAGCUGCACCUGUACUAGAUGAUGAUGCCCUAAAUGAUAUCAUAGCCCGCAGUGAAUCAGAGAUUGAUGUAUUUGAAUCAGUUGACAAACAAAGGCGGGAGCAAGAGAUGGCGACAUGGAAGAAAUUGGUAUGUGGACAGGGGAUGGAUGCUUCUGAUCCUUUACCUCUCCCACCUGCUCGCCUUGUUACAGAUGACGACUUGAAAGAAUUUUGUGAAGCAAUGAAGAUAUUUGAAGUGCCACAGGCUGGGGUAGUAUCUAACGUCGGGGUAAAGCGGAAGAGUGGUUAUCUUGGAGGCCUUGAUACUCAACAUUAUGGACGGGGCAAACGGGCUAGAGAGGUGCGUUCUUAUGAAGAGCAAUGGACUGAAGAGGAAUUUGAGAAGAUUUGUAAGGUCGACUCCCCUGAAUCUCCCAAACCAAACGAAGAAGGGAUGCAGACAAAGUUUGCAAUAGAUUCUAGUAGGUCUGUGGGGGCUGUUAUUAGCUUUGAACCUCAUGCUCCAACCCCACUGCCCCCCCCACCACCAUCUGGGGAGCCUCCCAUUUUGCAGCAGAGCAAAGAGGUAACACUGCCUUCAAAACGGGGCCGAGGAAGGCCGAAAAGAGCAACAUUGGAUAAGUCGCCAGUUGCCAUGGUUCCUUUAGCACCUCCUGGGCCUGUCGAAAUGACGAAUACAAUAUCUGGUUCUGAUUUGUUACCUGGUUCUACUAUAGGGGAGGGUACAAGUGGAACCAUGCAUCAUAUUGGUGUAGGGAUUACACCUAGCUCUCAGCCUGCCACUGUUUUACCUCCUGUUACUCCUGGCUCUGAACCAACUGUUGCUUCCCCUUCUGUAUCCAUUCAAGUAAAAGGACAAGGUCGGAAAACUCAAAGUGGAGUCGAAACCCCCCGGCGUAGGGGAAAGAAACCAGGGCUGGUAACACCUGCUGUGCCUGAUGGUUUAGUUGGUCCUGAUCCAAGACUAAAUGAGCAAUCACAAAUUCAAGCCCUAAAUCCAUCUGGGAGUCAAGCCAUUGCCAUGAGUGGAAAUAUAUCUGACCAUACUUCAGAUUCUUUGCCUGGUUCUGCUGCCUUAACAUGUUCCGCUGGAACUGAUCAGCAUUCUGAUGUGGGGAUUGCUUUGAAUUCUCAGGCAAUCCCCCCUUUGCCUUCUGCUUCUUUGGUUUCUCAAUCCACCCCACCUUGUCCUUCUGUACCCAUGCAAAUUAGAGCUCAAAGCCAAAAGACGCCAAGUGGAGUAGGAGUGCCUCGGCGUAGGGGGAGGAAACCGGCAAUGGUUUCACCUGCAGUUUCAGGUGUGUUGGCUGGCCAGGAUUCAAAACCAAAUGCACAUUCACAGGAUAAAUCUGGUUAUUCAGAGCUUAUUAAGAAAGAGAAUAAUGCUCAUGAAACGACAACUGUUGUCCAGGAGCAAACAUGUCAUCCACCUGAUGGUGUUUCUGGUCAGGAUAAAAAAUUAAUUGAACAGCUGGAUAAUUUUGCCCAAGCCAAGCAGAUAACAGGUUCAUCAACAAUGCAAGAAAAUGCUGCCAGAUUGCCAGGGAAUGCCUCAGGGAAAACUCAAAAUACUGGUGUGUGUGAGAAGCAACCCGUGCCAGUUGAGGUUUUGUCUGAAAAUGUUUUGUCAAAACCGAAACUUAGUGAGCUUUGGAAUAGCCCAGGUGGGGUUGUUCCAAGUGUAACUCUAUCAAGUAAUACUGUUGUUGAGACGAUAAAAAGCUAUAGUUCAGAGGAUAAAAGCCAUCCGGUGGUGUCAGCUUCGAAUGCUGCAGCUCCAGUUUUUGGUCUUCCAGCUGAUUCCUUCUCUAGCUCUCCUUCCAUGGAAGGCCUCAGUAUGACAGUGCCUAAUGUUGCUGCCAAGAUUGCUCCUAAUCCUGAGUCAACUGCUUCUUAUGCUUAUGUUGCCCCAGCCUCUCAAUCUAUCCCUCCUUGCCCUUCUGAACCUAUGCAAAACAAAAGGCAAGGUCGUAAGACUCCAGCCAGAGUAGAGGCAACCCGGCGUAGAGGAAAGAAACAUUCUCUAGCAGCACCUGCUGUUCCUGAUGGUUCGCUUAGUCAGGAUCAAAAAUCAAGUCUGCAAUCACAGAAUAGAUCUGGGGAUUCGAUGGGGACUAAAGCCAUUUCCCUGAGAGGUAAGCAGGGAACUGAUGUGCAGGAACCAAGCGUUGUUAUUCAAGCUCCAGCAUGUGAAGUCCAUUCACCUGGAGGUUUAACUGUUCAUGAUCCAAAAAGAAAAGAGCGAUCAGCCAAUGCUACCCCAAAUAAGCAGCCAACCAGCUCAUCAGCAAAGCUUGACAGUGGUUCUGGGACUUCAGAUAAGACGUCUGCUUUAGGUCGAAUUCAGACUGCUAAUGUGAAUGAUGUUGCUCGUGUGAUGAAGGAGGUUUUUUCAGGAACUUGCUCUCCAAAAACUCGAAUUGUUGAGUCAUUUGGAAGUGAAGGGAGGGAUCCCCCAAAAUUAGCUGUAUCAAGUAAAACCUCAGUGGAGGUAACCAAAAUUGAGAGGUCGGAGGAUAAAGCAUGUUCAGCUUUGCCAACCAUGGAAAAAACACCUCCAGCUUUUGUUGAAGAGCAAUUGGCGACUAAAGGUGAGGGGAAAGUCGACGAAGACAAGGCUUCUGUUGUGAGUGAGAGCCUUGUUCCCAUGACCAAUGGAGACCAACCUCAGAACAAUUAUGCUUCUGUCUCCAUUGGUGAGGUGGAAGAUUCAGGACAGCUUUCUAAUGAAAACUCAACUUCGCCAAAUAAAACAGAGAGCAUUUGUGCGGCUCCUCUCAAUGCUGGCCAAAAGAAUGUUGAUGCUUGCCCGAGAACACCUCAGGAUAGUGAUCUUCCUGGAUUUAGCACUGGGGCCUCUAGCGAUCAGGUGUAUUCAUCUUCGAUAUGUCCAGUAGAGGUGGAGCCUCCUGUUGCAUUUGAUAAUGAUUCUACUGAAAAACCAGGGUCUUCUGAUGAUAUUAACUGCCCCGAAGGUCUUGGAGUUUUAGGAAAAUCUGAUGAUGUUGGUGAUCAUCUUAGAGGCACCUCACCUAUUUUGGAAACUCCAGAUAACUCCGGCUUAGUAGUGGCUGCUGAUGUGGUUGAGACUGAGAUUGAUUCUGGGAACAAAACUGAGAGUGCUGUUGAAGAAUCUUCUCCUUGUGAUGUCAGAAGCAUUGAGUAUACCACGAGUCCCAUAACAGCUGAUGAUAUUGGUGAUCAUUCCAGUGUGGUGGAGCAUCCUGGUGUAACCAAGGGUAAUUCUGAAAACAAUGUAGACCCUUCUCCAAAAGAGUCUCCCAAAUCUUCUCCUCUAGACAUUAAAAGUCUUCAAGGUUCCACACAACUUCCUUUAAGUCGAGAAUAUUCCGACGUUAAUAAUUUUAAUGUGAGUGUUUCUGAUAAGUUCAACUUGCCUUCUGUUGAAGCUAAAGCUACCGAAUGCUCUGGUGGAGCUAUUGUAGAGGGCUUGGAACUUCCCCAAAAAGAUAUUAAUGCUGGAGAUGUUCAGGAACCAGUUGGCACUGCAUCAGGUUAUGGUACUCCAAAAUCAGAUCAGACUCCCUCUGACAAGGGUCAAACAGGUGUUCCAUGUGGUGUUGGUGAAGAAGGGGAAGUUAGGUUGGAGACUGUGCACUCAGUGGUUGCAUCUGCUAAUGCUAAUGAUGCUCCGUUGCUGCCAGAAAUUCAAAGUUCUGGGGCUGACUGUGCUGGGAUUUGCAAUAUGGAAGUGGACCUAACUGAGGGUUUGUCUGAGCAGGAUCCAAUUAGCACCUUAGCACUACCGGAGGAUUCGGAAUGUCCUGAAGCUGAGAUGAGUGAUGCAACUGACGCAUCUCAGGUUUGUGAGAUUUUUCCAGAAAGAAACAUAUCAGGAAACAGUGAUCUGCCUUCAUCAUUCUUGGUGACCGAGGGAAAGGAGGUUGACACCUAUAUGAGUCCACUUGGCAGCUCAUUUGCUGUGGAGGAUUCGAAACGAUCCAAACCUACAAUGGAUGAUCAAAUGAAUGUUCCUCUGGUUUGUGGGACUGCACCGGUGAGCAUUUUAGAAGACAUGGAUCUGCCUCAAUGUUCCUCAGCUACAGAGGGUAAAAAUACUGAGAGCUCAUCUGAGAAGGGUCCAGUUGGUAGCAUAAUGGCAAUGGAAGAAUCAAUUGUUUCUAAACCUGAAAGGGAUGAUCAAACAGAUGCUUUUUUGGAUCAUGAACCUGUGGCAGGUAACGUUUUAGAAAGUGUGGAUCUGCCUAUAUGUCCAUCAGCAGCCGAGAGUGAAAAUGUUGAUGGUUUAUCAGAGAUGGGUCCUGUUGGCAGCUCAGAAACAGUGAAUGUAUCAAAAGAGUUGGAAGCUGAAGAGGCUCAACAAAUAGAUGUUUCUGAGCACAGUGGGCUUCUACUUGCAAGUAUAUCAGAACAUGUGAUUCUGCCUUCUGUUCCCUUGGAGGAAGAGGACAAAAAGAUCAGCUUUGACAAGGAUCCAGUUACUAGCUCGGUUCCACUGGAGGAAAGUGAUGGUUCUGAAGCUGAAAUGGGUGAUCAAAUGGAGGCAUCACAGGCUUGUCUGAUUGUUCCAGAAAAUACUGUGUCAGAAAACAUGGAUUUGCCUUCAUCUUCUUUAAGAACAGAGAAAGAGGAAACUGAGGGUUUGACUGAGAAGGGUCCAGUUAGCAGCCUGGAAGAAUCAUUUUGUCCUGAAGCUGAGAUGUGUGGUAGAGAUGGUGCAUCUCAGGUUUGUGGGACUUUGCCACAAGAAAAUAUAUCAGAAAACAUUGAUCUGCCUUCAUCAACCAUGGUGGAGGAGAAAAAGGUUGAGGACUCCAAUAUGCGUUCAGUUGGUAGAUCAGCAGCCCUGGAGGAGAAAAAGGUUGAGGACUCCAAUAUGUGUUCAGUUGGUAGUUCAGCAGCCCUGGAGGAAUCAAAAGGAUACAAAGCCGAAAUGGAUGAUCAAAUUAUGGUUUCUCAGGAUUGUGGCAUUGUGCCAGGAAAAGCUUCAGAAAACAUGGAUCUGCCUCAUAGUCCCUCUGCAACAGAAGUUGGAAAUAUUGAGGGCUUAUCUGAGAAGGGUCCAGUUGGCAGCUUAGUAGCAGGGGAGGAAUCAAAUGACCGGAUGAAUGUAUCCCAGGUUCCUGGGAUUGUGCAUGGAGAAAAUAUUUCUGAAGACAAUAAUCUGGCUUCAUUUUCCAAAGUGACUGAGGAAGAAAAGGUUGAGGACUCCUCUGAUAUGGCUCCAGUUGCCAGCUCAGUGGCACAGGAGGAAACAAACAGAUCUGAAGCUCAGGUUUGUGAGAUUGUGCAAGGGGAAAAUAUGUCAGAAGACAUUCAUCUGCCUUCGUCUUCCAUGGUGCGUGAGAGAGAAAAUAUUGAGAACUCAGAAACAGCUCCAUUUUCCCGCUCAGUGGGAGUGGAGGAAUCAAAAUUGUCUGAGGCUGUGGUCUGUGGGCUUGUGCCAGAAAAUGUUUCAAGAAAUUUGGAUCUGCCUCAAAGUAUCUCAGCAGCAGAGGGUGAAAAUACUGAGGACUUAUCUGAGAAGGGUCCAAUUGGCAGCUUAGUAGCAACUGGGGAAAAAAAUGAUUCUAAACUUGACAUGGUUGAUGAAAUGGAUGCUUCACCGGUUGAUGAAACUGUGCCAGAAAAUGUUUCAAAAAAUUUGGGUCUGCCUCAAAGUAUCGCAGCAGCAGAGGGUGAAGAUAACGAGGGCUUGUCUGAGAAGGGUCCAAUUGGCAGCUUGGUAGCAACUGAGGAAACAAAUGAUUCUAAACCUGACGCAGUCGAUGAAAUGGAUGCUUCCCCGGUUGAUGAAACUGUGCCAGAAAAUGUUUCAAAAAAUUUGGGUCUGUCUCAAAGUAUCGCAGCAGCAGAGGGUGAAGAUAACGAGGGCUUGUCUGAGAAGGGUCCAAUUGGCAGCUUGGUAGCAACUGAGGAAACAAGUGAUUCUAAACCUGACGCGGUCGAUGAAAUGGAUGCUUCGCCGGUUGAUAAAACUGUGUCAGGAAAUGUUUUAAAAAAUUUGGGUCUGUCUCAAAGUAUCGCAGCAGCAGAGGGUGAAAAUAACGAGGGCUUGUCUGAGAAGGGUCCAAUUGGCAGCUUGGUAGCAACUGAGGAAACAAAUGAUUCUAAACCUGAUGCAGUUGAUGAAAUGGAUGCUUCACCGGUUCAUAAAACUGUGCCAGACAAUGUUUCAGCGAACAUGGAUUUGCCUGUGUGUUCAUCAGCUGCAGAAAGUGAAAAAGUUGAGAACUCAUCCGAAAAGGCUCCGGCCGAUAGCUUAGAACUGGUUCUCAACUCAUCCGAGAAGGCUCCGGCCGAUAGCUUAGAAGAAGUGGAUCUCAACUCAUCCGAGAAGGCUCCGGCCGAUAGCUCAGAAGAAGUGGAUAAGUCAAAAUUUUCCAAAGCUGAUGGGGUAUAAAUGUAGAAUUUCCUUGUACAGUUCUGGCUGUCAUUUCCUGCUGAUAUCAAUUGAUUCUGCUCAAUUAGACGAUACGUAGUUAAGAAUUUUGUUGCCCUAUAUCUAAGUUAUCACCUGCUUUCCAGUUA
Molecule: messenger RNA, 11067 nt
Organism: Juglans microcarpa x Juglans regia
Lineage: Eukaryota; Viridiplantae; Streptophyta; Magnoliopsida; Fagales; Juglandaceae
Product: chromatin structure-remodeling complex protein SYD
Exons: 37
Coding region: 185-10939 (3584 amino acids)
Biological process (GO): positive regulation of transcription by RNA polymerase II
Cellular component (GO): nucleus
Molecular function (GO): ATP binding; histone binding; DNA binding
Source: RefSeq, a predicted model, not a curated record